Centropristis striata (black sea bass) is the source of this 2229-nucleotide messenger RNA. It is a transcript of the gene acsl5, whose product is annotated as acyl-CoA synthetase long chain family member 5. The record is from RefSeq and is a predicted model, not a curated record. Bases 162 to 2213 code for a protein of 683 amino acids. Gene Ontology annotation, molecular function: arachidonate-CoA ligase activity. Gene Ontology annotation, cellular component: mitochondrion; endoplasmic reticulum; membrane. NCBI's taxonomy places the organism in Eukaryota, Metazoa, Chordata, Actinopteri, Perciformes, Serranidae. Gene Ontology annotation, biological process: long-chain fatty acid metabolic process. The transcript has 22 exons.
UUUUCCUCCCUCCCCAGGAGAUCUGUGCUCAGCCUGGCCCCAGCCCACUCCGCUAAUCCCACCAGAGCAGAGGACGGGGAUCUGCUGCACUCACACUCACACCUGUGUGCCAACUGAGAGCAGAGUGGACACCUGAGUGGACCAGCAGCAGACCGUGCACCAUGGACUUCCUGCUCCAGGUGCUGUUCUCUCCCCUCCCGACCACGGCCAUCAUCUCGCUGUUCGCCCUCGCCGCCGCCGCCCUCGUCUACCUGAACACACGACCCAGCCCGCUGCGCAGCGGCGUCGACCUCAAGAAGCAGUCUCUGGGCAUCAAGGAUGGAGCGAGGAAGACCGCGCUGCUCGCCGACAACAACAACCUGACGUCGUAUUACCACAAAGACGCCAAGACGCUCUACGAAGUCUUUCAGAGGGGCCUGAAGGUUUCAGGAAACGGGCCGUGUUUGGGCUUCAGGAAACCAGGGAAGCCGUACCAGUGGCUGAAGUACAGACAGGUGUCUGACCGAGCGGAGCAGCUAGGCUCAGGGCUGCUCUUCAAAGGCCUCAAGCCGAACUCGGACACUUUUAUUGGCAUCUUUGCUCAGAACAGACCCGAGUGGAUUAUUGGCGAGCUGGCCUGCUACACCUACUCCAUGGUGGCGGUCCCCCUGUACGACACCCUGGGCCCCGAAGCUCUGGUGUUCAUUAUCGACAGAGCUGAGAUCUCCACAGUAAUCUGUGACAACCAAAAGAAAGCAGAAACUCUGCUGCAGAACCUGGAGAAGGGCCAGACUCCAGUCCUGAAAACCAUCGUGAUCAUGGACCCGUUCAGCCCUGAGCUGGUGGAGCGAGGAGCCCAGUGUGGCGUGGAGGUGGUGCUGCUGCAGGACCUGGAGGCUCUGGGCAAGAGUAAUCUUCAAAAGCCAAUUCCUCCGAAGCCAGACGACCUCAGCAUUGUUUGCUUCACCAGUGGCACCACAGGAAACCCGAAGGGAGCGAUGCUGACUCAUGAGAACGUGGUCUCUGACGCUGCAGGAGUCAUCAAAUGCUUUGAGUCUGCUGUGGUCCCGUCCACUGAGGACAUCUCCAUCUCCUUCCUGCCGUUAGCUCACAUGUUCGAGAGAGUCGUGCAGACGGUGAUGUACGGAGCCGGAGCGAAGGUUGGAUUCUUCCAGGGAGACAUCAGACUUCUGCCUGACGACAUGAAAACUCUGAAGCCGACCAUCUUCCCCGUCGUGCCUCGACUCCUGAACCGCGUCUACGACAAAGUUCAGAGCGGAGCCGCGUCCCCCUUUAAGAAACGGCUGCUGAACUUCGCUCUGGAUCGGAAGUUUGCUGAAGUGAAGCAGGGAAUCAUCAGGAACAACAGCAUCUGGGACAAACUCAUCUUCCACAAAGUCCAGGAGUCUCUGGGGGGACGGGUCCGGGUCAUGGUGACGGGGGCGGCGCCCAUCUCUCCGUCUGUGCUCAACUUCCUCAGAGCCUCGCUGGGCUGCCAGAUCUUUGAGGCGUACGGUCAGACAGAGUGCACCGCCGGCUGUACCUUCACUGCGCCGGGAGACGCCACCUCAGGUCACGUCGGGGCGCCGCUGCCUUGUAACUUUGUGAAGCUGGUGGAUGUUGAAGAAAUGAACUAUUUCGCUUCAAAUGGAGAAGGAGAGGUUUGUAUUAAAGGCAGAAAUGUAUUCAAGGGGUACCUGAAGGACCCGGAGAAGACUGCCGAGGCGUUGGAUGAAGACGGAUGGCUCCACACCGGAGACAUCGGAAAAUGGCUUCCGAGUGGCGUUCUGAAGAUCAUCGACCGGAAGAAGAACAUCUUUAAGCUAGCUCAGGGCGAGUACAUCGCGCCGGAGAAGAUCGAGAACGUGUACGUGCGCAGCGGGCCGGUGGCUCAGGUGUUCGUGCACGGAGACAGUCUGCAGUCCUGCCUGAUCGCCGUCGUGGUGCCCGAUCCAGACGUCCUGCCGGGUUUUGCGAAGGAUCUCGGCUGUCACGGCUCUGUGGAAGAACUCUGCAAAAACACAGCCAUUAAGAAAGCCAUUCUCUCAGAAAUGACCAAACUGGGCCGAGAAGCAGGACUCAAGUCGUUCGAGCAGGUGAAGGACUUGUACGUGCACCCGGAGCAGUUCACCAUCGAGAACGGCCUGCUGACUCCGACUCUGAAGGCCAAGAGAGCCGAGCUCAAAGCUCUCUUCCAGCCACAGAUCGAGAAACUGUACGCCGACCUACAAUAAAUUAAAUCAAACUACA